AUGUCAUCUUAUCCACAGCCGACAGAAGAAAGAGCACAAGAACUAAUUUCCAACUAUAACAAAAUAUAUGAAAAAGUACAAUCACUAAAUCCCAAAACAAAAUUAAUAGCAGUAUCAAAAUUUAAACCAUCAUCAGAUAUAAUGGCAUUAUAUUCACAGGGAAUACGACACUUUGGUGAAAAUUAUGUACAAGAAUUGAUUCAAAAAUCAAAAGAAUUACCUCAGGAUAUAAAUUGGCAUUUUAUUGGAGGAUUACAACUGGGUAAAACAAAAGAUUUAAGUAAUAAAAUUCAAAAUUUAUAUAGUGUUGAAACUAUUGAUUCUUUGAAAAAAUGUAAACAAUUAAAUAAUGCUAGGGAAAGAAAGGAGGGGGAUAUUAUUAAUGUUUUUUUACAAAUUAAUACAUCUGGUGAAGAACAAAAAUCUGGGUUCUUGGAAAUUAAUGAUAUUUAUGAAGUUAUUGAAUAUUUAAAAAGUGAAGAAUGUAAAAAAUUAAAUUUGUUAGGAUUAAUGACUAUAGGAUCAUUUAAUGAAUCAACUUCCCAAAAUGAAGAAAAUCAAGAUUUUAAAAAAUUAGUUGAUUUAAAAAACCAAUUAGAUGAAAAAUUUAAUUUAAAUUUACAAUUAAAUAUGGGUAUGAGUAAUGAUUUUGGACAAGCUAUCAAACAAGGAAGUAAUUGGGUAAGAGUUGGAUCUUCAAUUUUUGGAGCAAGACCUACAAAAGAAGAAAUUUGA
Molecule: messenger RNA, 735 nt
Organism: Lodderomyces pseudojiufengensis
Lineage: Eukaryota; Fungi; Ascomycota; Pichiomycetes; Serinales; Debaryomycetaceae
Exons: 1
Coding region: 1-735 (244 amino acids)
Cellular component (GO): intracellular anatomical structure
Molecular function (GO): pyridoxal phosphate binding
Source: RefSeq, a predicted model, not a curated record